Prunus dulcis (almond) is the source of this 1751-nucleotide messenger RNA. Its product is annotated as pentatricopeptide repeat-containing protein At1g09900-like. Bases 87 to 1556 code for a protein of 489 amino acids. The transcript is spliced from 2 exons. The record is from RefSeq and is a predicted model, not a curated record. Gene Ontology annotation, molecular function: protein binding. Lineage: Eukaryota; Viridiplantae; Streptophyta; Magnoliopsida; Rosales; Rosaceae.
UUUGAAGACCCUUCCUUUUCCUUUGACAGCUCUACCCUGUUUGCACUGUGAGCUCAGUCGAUGUUCAUUUUGAAGAUACUAGCACCAUGAAAAGGUUCAGGUACUUCUCCAACUCUCACAAUCUUGACUCCCUAUUAUCACAAUCCAGACCAUUAUUUCAUGCUCCCAUUUUUCUUCCCAAAACCCUAGCCUCGCAUGAGCCCUCUUCUGUUUGUACUUCAGCAGCCCCAUCUUCUCAAAAGUUGCAAUCUUUACAUUUGUACACGAGUGGUGUUGAUAAGGGCCUGUUCGUGAAUCUUUACUUGCUUAAAGAUCAAUAUCAUGGACGCUUUCAGGCAUUUUCAACUGCGUCUUCUGAUGCGUUCGAGCCUCCCUCGCCACCAGGAGCUUCAGGUUCUGAUAAGAAGCAUGGGUUGGGGAACGUGGGUAUUGAUGGGAUUGGACCGACUUCAAAGCAAGUUUUGGAAAUUGUUGGUAUGAUUAGAAGGGGUGAGAAUGAUUUGCCGUCCAAGUUGAAUUCGAUGAAUGUAAGUCUAUCUAUUGCCUACAUUGCUCAGAUUUUUCAGGUGUUGAAUUCCGAAAAAGUAUCUGCUUUGUGUUUGUUUGAUUGGAUUAAGAAUUCACAGCCCAUUAGUUGUUAUGGAAAUGAUAUUUGUAGCUUGGUUAUUGAUAAUUGUGGGCGGGUGGAUGAUUACCAUGCAAUGCUUCACAUUAUGAAUGACUUCCGAUCAGCGGGAAUUUGUCUCACACGGAAUGCAUUUGAGUUUAUAUCUGUUUCGUCAUCAAAGGAGGCUUCUGUUAUCAAAGUGGUAGAGGUAUUGAAUGAAGUUGGUGGAUCGUUUCGAUCCGUUGGUUUGCUCUCUUUGAUUGAGAUGCUCAGUGUCAAGGGUUCAUUUAAAAUGGCCGAGUUUGUGAUGAAAAUAACGGAGAGGAAGAGAUCUUAUUACAAUAUCAUGAUAAGAGAAAGUUGUCGGAGAAGAAAUUUUGGCAGAGCUAUUGAUAUGCUUGAUGAGAUGAGGCAAGUCGGUUGUGACCCAGAUUCCAAAACUUACAACUAUAUACUCAGUAGCUUAUAUAAGAACUACAAAUCUGCCGUAGCUACUAAACUGUUUGAACAAAUGUUAGAAAUGAAUUGUUCUCCUGAUGAAAUAACCUACGAAAUACUGAUUUGUUACUCAUGUAAAGUUGGAAAUUUUGAUUUUGCACGCAAGUUACUUGAUAGUAUGGUAUUGAAGGGCAUUAAACCUCGACUUACAUCGCAUGCAGCCUUUGUCAAGGGUUAUUUUAACUUGCGGAGAUAUAAAGAAGCAUAUGAGUAUGUUGUUGAUUCAAGUGUUAAAUACAGUUGCUUUAGCAAUUCAGUUUACAGUUUGCUUGCAAGGCUAUAUAUGAAUGAAGGAAAUGUAGUCAUCGCCCAAAAUAUUCUGAUUGACAUGAUUAAUAAGGGUCUUAAACCGGAUUUUGCAGUGUAUACAAAAGUUUUGAAAGAGCUCUCCAAGACAGGCAGAACAGGCUUGGCUGAAGAUUUGAGUAGCAGGUUCUGUAGUCUAGCAUGAAGUGGAUAAUGUAUUCCAAAAAUCCAUUGGUAUUUUAAUUUUAAUUUUGUUUGAUAUGGUUUAACUUGCAGUGUCUGUUUGUAUACUGGCCUCUUUGUCCUUUCCAGUUGAAGUGUUGAAUUCAGACUUCCAAUUGAUGAAGUGAUUUUUCAAAAGCAUUUCUGCUAGAGUUAAUGCAAAUCAGUUUAACUUUCU